AUGGGGACCCGGGAGCUGCCGCUGCCGAUGUGCUUCGAGCUCCUCCUCGGCAAAGAGCGUGACCGGUGGCCGCUGGAGGCCAGGCUCAUCUGCGCCGCCCACAACGGCAGCGUCCGCAAACUCAAGAAGAUCGCAAAGGAGCUGGACGUGCAUGGGCACGGCAUCCCGGCGACGGUGGCCAACACCACCUACAUGGGAAUGAACGUGCUGGACGCCGCCGGCGGCUGUGGCAGCCUGCCGGUCUACCGGUACCUCGUCGAGGAGCUCAAGAUGGACGCCGGGAAACCCGACACCGCUCAGGGUUUUACGCCCUUGGAGUAUGCUGUCCAGAAUGGACACCUCCCUGCCGUCAGGUACCUUCUUGACCACGGCGCCGAUCUGCACCAGGAACGUUCCACCCUCACUCUUCUUCAUACAGCUGCAGUUCAUGGGCGGUCUGAAAUAGUAAAGUUUCUUCUUUCUAAAGGAGCUGAUGUUGAUGCACUAUCAGAUGCUGGGACACCACUCACUCUUGCUUCUCUUAGAGGACAUGCUAGUAUUCUGAAGAUCCUUUUGCAGCACAAUGCAGAUCCCAACAAGGGUAAUGGUGUGUUUGUACCUUUAGACGUGGCAUUAAACAAAUCCUUUGUCUCCUGUGUGAAGCUAUUGGUUCAGGGUGGGACUAAUGUGAACGGCGAUAAUCCUUUGGCAAAGGCUGCAGAGAAGGGCCUAACUGAAGCUAUUAAGUGUUUGGUGGAAGCUGGUGCAAACCCAAAUGUUAUUGACAGGUUUGGUAGAUUGCCAAUAGAGUUGGCUGCUGAGUAUGGUACACGAGAAGACGUCGAGAUUCUCUUUCCUUUCACCUCUCCCAUUUCAACCGUGGCCAAUUGGACUGUUGAUGGAAUCAUUAAGCAUGUGGAGAUGGAAAUCAAGCAACUCGAGGAUGGUAGUUUUGUGAAAAAGAAGAUGUCUGACUUAAAACAACAAGGGGAUGAAGCAUUUAAGAAGCAGGAUUAUCAAAAUGCAUCAGUGUUCUACACACAGGCACUGAAGAUGGAUAACUUCGACACCAAGCUGUUAUCAAACAGGAGCCUCUGCUUGCUUCGCAUGGGUGAAGGGCGAAGGGCUUAUGAGGAUGCAGCUGACUGCACAAAGCUGCGCCCGAAGUGGGCAAAGGCGCACUAUCGGGCAGGGGCAGCUCUAAUGUUCAUGAAGGAGUAUGAUGCUGCGUAUUCCUCACUGUCGCGGGCUCUGGAGUUGGACCCGGAAAGCGAAGAGAUCGAGAAACUAUUCUGGGAGGCGAUGGAGCUGAAGUGA
Triticum turgidum subsp. durum (durum wheat) is the source of this 1296-nucleotide messenger RNA. The record is from the annotation of a GenBank genome assembly. Lineage: Eukaryota; Viridiplantae; Streptophyta; Magnoliopsida; Poales; Poaceae.